AUGCAUUUUUCUGGUGUCUUGACUGUGACCGGGCUCCUGGCGAGCCAAGCGGCCGCUCACGGCCUCAUUACCCUUAUCCAUGGUGCUAACGGUGUGAAAAUGCCUGGCCUGACAGUUUCGGAUGGAGUACCGCGUGACUGUCCCUCUGCAGCCUGUGGCGCGCAAAAGGACACCGCCAUCAUCAGAGACCCGGAGAUGGAUAACAGCAAGGCUUCCCCAUUGGGCCGGACCAAUGGCGGUGGCCCCGUUAAUCCUGCUACGAUCAUCAAUACUUUCCUUGGGAGCAACAGCAACUCUAAGCGUCAACUGGUCAACGAUCUUGCUAGUGUCGUUACCAAUGCUGGUGGCGCGGUCCUCAACGGUGCCCAGGACCUUGCCGACGCGACCCCGUUCGGAGGUGCCAUUAAGAAUGCCCAGUCUGCCGUCGAUGACGUCGCUGGCUCCAUGCCAGGGAUGGGAAAGGGCUCAACGACCAGCAAUGGUAGCAAGGAGAAGGGUGCCCAACAAUACGCUGGAAAAGGAGCCUCUAGUGGCCUUCCUACUCCCGACAACAACGGUAUUAUCACCAUGACCUAUCACCAGGUGAACCAAGACGGCGCCGGUCCCUUGACGGCCGAUAUUGACGCCACGAGCGGCGGAACCGACCCCAAGGCCUUUAAGUCGGCCAAGAUUGUUAAGGAUGUUCCCGGAGUUGCAGGCUUCUCCACCUCGAGCACGAUGGACUAUGAGGUCAAGGUUCAAGUGCCUAGCGGUACGAAGUGCCAGGGAACCGUUGGCAGCGCUCGAAAUGUCUGCAUUGUCCGCGUUCGCAACACUGCCAUCUCUGGACCGUUCGGUGGCUCCGCUGCUUUCACCAACUAA
Messenger RNA from Aspergillus tanneri, 861 nucleotides. RefSeq names its product DUF3129 domain-containing protein. Bases 1 to 861 code for a protein of 286 amino acids. The record is from RefSeq and is a predicted model, not a curated record. Lineage: Eukaryota; Fungi; Ascomycota; Eurotiomycetes; Eurotiales; Aspergillaceae. The transcript is spliced from 5 exons.